Neodiprion virginianus is the source of this 1140-nucleotide messenger RNA. RefSeq lists its product as uncharacterized. The record is from RefSeq and is a predicted model, not a curated record. The transcript is spliced from 5 exons. The coding region runs from base 1 to 1095 and encodes 364 amino acids. NCBI's taxonomy places the organism in Eukaryota, Metazoa, Arthropoda, Insecta, Hymenoptera, Diprionidae.
AUGAUGCUGGCUGCAUUCACCUUCAGAGUAUCACAGUCUUCGCAAUGGUACGCCCAAGCCACGCUCGGUGGUUUCUGCGCUCCAGGUCCGUUUCCUGGUGCCACUCGAGUUCCAGGACAAGCGCUCCGCGGUGCCUGCGCUCCAUGUCCGCUACCUGUUGAAAUUCGACUUCAGGGACUAGCGCUCGUAGUUUGUGCGUUCCAGGUCGGCUACCUGGUACAACUUGACUUCAGGGACAAGCGCUACGUAGUUUUUGCGCGCCAGGUCCGCUACCUGGUAGAAAUCGACUUCCAGGACGAGCGCUCCGUAGUUUCUGCGCUCGAGGUGUACCACCUGAUGAAACUCGAGUUCCAGGACAAGAGUUCCGUAGUUUCUGCACUCCGGGUGUCCUACCUCGUGAAACUCGACUUCCAAGACAAGCGAUCCGUAGUUUCUACUAUCCAGGUUCAUUUCCUGGUGCAACUUGAGUUCCAGGACAAGCGCUCCGUGGUUCCUGCGCUCCAGGUCUGUGACCUGGUGAAACUCGGCUUCAGGGAUAAACGCUCCGUAGUUUCUACGCUCCAAGUACGCUACCUGGUGAGGCUCGAGAUCCAGGACAAGCGAUACGUGGUUUCUGCGCUCCAGGUCGGCUAUCUGGUAAGACUCGACUUCAGGGAAAAGCGCUACGUAGGUUUUCCACUACAAAUCCGCUGCCCGCUGAAUCUCGACUCUCGGGGGAUGAGGUGGACGAGAAGGACAAGGAUUUCUGCACGGUAUAACCCGAGGUGGUCAUCGGUGGUUGUUGGAGAUGGUUGGCUGUGGCUGGAGGUGGACGAGAAGCAGGACCAGGAAGACAAGGAGAACAAGGUGGUCGAGGACGAUGAGGAUUCGUGCACUUCGUUAGGUACACUCAGGCCAAGUACUGGCUUGGGCCUACCAUUGCGAAGACUGUGUUACUCAGAAGGUGAAUGCAGCCAGCAUUUUGUCGAAAUCGGAAACUCUGUGAUGUUCUACGAUGAGUUCUCAACUCUACCAUUGGGUUAUCUCACGAAGCAAUUUACGGAUGUCACAUCUGAGCCCAUGAGGGCAACUGUCUUUAUAUUCUUCAUCCGAUAGUACAACCCGAGGUGGUUAUCGGUGGUUGUUCGAGGUGGUUGGCGA